Molecule: messenger RNA, 1181 nt
Organism: Sphaeroforma arctica JP610
Lineage: Eukaryota; Ichthyosporea; Ichthyophonida
Exons: 5
Source: RefSeq, a predicted model, not a curated record
CAGGCGCAGGCCUAGUUUCCAGCAGUGCGCCGGUUGUGGUUGCGUCGAUGAUUGUGUCACCACUCAUGCCUCCGAUCCUCGGGCUGUGUUUUGGUGUUAUUGUCCGAGAUAAGCGCAUGAUAGUGAAGUCGCUGCGUAAUGAAGCCAUUGGUGCAGGGCUGUGUGUGCUUGUUGGUAUAUUCAUGGGCAUUGGCUGUAUCCCAUUCCGCGAGUAUAUCGGAUACCCAACACCCGAGAUGCAGUCCAGGGGAAAUGUUGUAGCUGUGCUUAGUGGGGCUGCUGUCGCCGUUCCCUCAGGCAUUGCUGUGGCCUUGGCCAUUGCAGGAGGUGUUAGUAGCACACUCGUUGGUGUGGCUAUCUCGGCGUCUUUGCUACCCCCACUCGUAAAUGCUGGGUUCAGUUUCGUGAUGUAUAUCGCAUCGAUGCCACACGACAAGCGCAUACCCAGUGAACUGCAGAUGGCGCUUAUCUCGCUGCUGCUGUUCUUCAAUAGCAUCUGCAUUAUCUUUGUUGUGGGAGUGCUGGUUUUUAAACUGAAGGCCAUAGCGCCUAUGCGACACACAGCGGUUCUGGGUGUGCGGAAGGCAGACGACAUGAUACGUGACUCCGAUGCCGUUUCGAACCUAUCUCAUCCCAACACCCGCUUCUACGGCAGCAUGAUGGACAUACAUCGGAGUCCGUUGCUAAGGCAACGAGGGACUGCCAAUCUCACAGAUAUCAGUGUGCAUGUCACAGGUGCACACACGCCCACAUUCGUCGGGGCGGAGGACAGUCCUUUACUGGCGGAUGCAUUGGCGACCGAGGUGCGCUGAGGAGCGCUGAUUGGGCCACUCAUGCGUUGGCAUGUGAGCCAUAGAACUGAUUGUACGGCCUGCUGCAUCACUAUGAUGUCUGUGAACCAUAGAACUGAUUGUACAGCAUUGUGUAUAGCGUAGAGAACUGUUGGCGAUAGAACUGACAUCGCCACGUUGGCCAUAGUUAGGGUGUUUAGUUCUCUGUGACUGUCGAUGCAGCGUGCACUGUAGUUUAGUGAACUGAUUGGAUAGUUGACUUCAAGUGAGUCUCUAUUCAUCGCUGGACGUGAGUUGGAUGAAUGACAGUCAACUGUAUCUACUGCAGGCGAAAAUGUAUUCUUAUUCACAGUCUUACUUGAAUUAAUAAAUAAAAAUCCCUAUCCCAUA